This is a messenger RNA of Theileria annulata, 1185 nucleotides long. RefSeq lists its product as uncharacterized. Bases 1 to 1185 code for a protein of 394 amino acids. The record is from RefSeq and is a predicted model, not a curated record. NCBI's taxonomy places the organism in Eukaryota, Apicomplexa, Aconoidasida, Piroplasmida, Theileriidae. Gene Ontology annotation, biological process: RNA processing. The transcript is spliced from 7 exons.
AUGCCGACACCGUUGGAAGUGUACAAUAAGCGAAUUAAAAAGAAGGAAAAGGAAAAGAGGAAAAAACUCAGAUAUGAGGUUAGAGCUUCAAAAAAGCUCCUGGAAGACCCUGAAAAUUUAAAAAAGGAGCUCGAUGAACUCACACAUAAAGCUAUAAUUGGAAGGAUUGACCAGGAUUCACUGGAAAGGAAGGAAAAGAUCGAGAAGCUUUGGGAGCAAUAUACUAAAACAAAACACCAAAAAGAUUUGGAAGAAAAUUAUCAAUCUCAAUCUUCAGAUGAUAGUCAUUCCUCAAGCGAUUCUGAAGAGUCUAGUGACGACGAGAAACCGAAAUGCAUAAUAGAAAUAGCGGGAGAAACGAAGAAGAAACCGGUGGAACGUAGGGGAUUCCAUGAUCCAGAGACCCCAAACGAUGAAUUUGCAAAGGAACUUUUCAAUAAUAUACCCAAAUUACAGACUAAAGAUGAAGGUAAAACUACAGUUAAAGGAAAUAUGUCUAAGCGUGUUAAGUAUAAUAAGAGUAAUGAGGAUAAUAAGACUGGGAAGAUGAAUUAUACUCCCCGACCAAGCGAUAAUACCAUAGUUGCUAAUAUUCCAUAUACACUAAAUCCAACACCUUUGUUGCCGGCCGUUUUACCCCCUGUACCACCACCUCCUCAAUUUCCAAUGGUAAAUCUAGGGCCAAUCCCACCUCAUAUGAACAUGUUUCCUCCCCCAAUGCAACCACCACCAAUGAUGUUUCCAAACCCAUCCGUUGGACCUCAAUCUGUUACACACAACGAGACCGAAGAACCAGCUGAAACGAAAGAAAAAAUCCCCUUAUCCAAAUACUUUGUACCCUCACAACUUAGAUUAAAUGUUAAUAUAUUGCGAUUUUAUUCUAUAGAAAUUAGUAUAUGUAAUUUAAGAGACAAUUAUUUCAAGUCUGUUGUGGUGUCCCACACUAAUUAUACUUUAAUCCUUAGUCCAUUAAUUUUAUUCCACCCACAUCAGUUAGAAUCUUUUAUUGUCCACAAUUUGCCAUUAAUUAACAUAUAUUGUACACUCCAAAUCGACCCUCUUCUAUUCUUCCGCAAUAAGGUAAAUAUUUCCACUCAUCCUAAUAUUUCAUACUAUUUUAACAUUAUUCGCGCUAAUUUAUGUUAUAAAAUUAUAUUUUUUAUAAAAUCUCCUUUUUUAUAUUAA